Molecule: messenger RNA, 1021 nt
Organism: Polistes dominula (European paper wasp)
Lineage: Eukaryota; Metazoa; Arthropoda; Insecta; Hymenoptera; Vespidae
Source: RefSeq, a predicted model, not a curated record
UUUGACGAUCGUCUCACUCGAAUUACCAGAAUCACCGAUACCGUUAAUCGAGUCUCAAGCUAGCGAACGAAAUAAAUCAAACUAUUUGGAUGUUAAUCCCCAAGAAGACAAGGACGAUAUUCUCGAUGAACUUUUAGAAAAAGUUAGCGAGAUCGGUAAGGAGAGAGAUAAAGAAUCCCGUGGGAGAAAGUUAGAUGCAUUUUCUGAUGGUGUGAGAAGAGUAGGAGGAGGAGGAGGAGGAAGAAGAAGAAGAAGAAGUAGGAAGAACCAGGUAGAUUCAUUGGAAUGCACGAAGGAAGUCGCAACCCUCGAAGAAUGUACCAGGAACAUUCUUAGGACUUCUCAAGAAGGAGACGAUGAGAUGACGUUAACGGAGACAAAAUUUCAAAACAUCGACGAUUGCAUCUGUUCGGAAAUUCCUGAAAAUUUGCGAAUCAACGUUAGAAACAAAACGGAAGUUACCUGUGCAACAUCGAGAAGUCCGAGUCCGGAAGUAACGCAUACGAUAAGAAUUGCUAUGAAGUAUCACGGAAGAUCAGGAUUGUGCAAGGUUUCCAAUACCGAAGUGGAAAAGGAUGUCGAGAAAAAAGCUAGAAAAACGCAAGGGAAAAAUUUGAAAGAUAUUCGCGAGAGAACGAGGACGAAUGAUGAAAUUGAAAAUAGAGAUUAUGUGAUUCGUGAGGAGGGUUGUUGUACUGGUGUGAACGUUGCUUUAGAUUUCACGCUUAAUUGCAACAGCGUGCGUUUGACGUCUCGUGACAUUAGUCUUAAAGCUGAAACGAAUGACGAGCGUUCAUAUUAGUUUUCCAAAAUUAUUAACGCAUUAUUCAUUGGCUAUAAAUUAGAUGGAAAUAUACUAAAGAUCGGCUAAUUUCUAUUCUAAUUUUUUGGUAAUACUAACUGAAAUCAUUUCUUCGUAGAUUAUUAAAAACAAAAUUUAGAAAGAUGUGAUACAUGCGUGGAUUUUUAUAUUUAUUUGUUAUAAAGAUGAUAUUUAACACGGUUCCUGCCACGUUCAUAG